Molecule: messenger RNA, 2363 nt
Organism: Argentina anserina (silverweed cinquefoil)
Lineage: Eukaryota; Viridiplantae; Streptophyta; Magnoliopsida; Rosales; Rosaceae
Product: casein kinase 1-like protein 7
Exons: 14
Coding region: 637-2001 (454 amino acids)
Biological process (GO): signal transduction; endocytosis; peptidyl-serine phosphorylation
Cellular component (GO): nucleus; cytoplasm
Molecular function (GO): protein serine/threonine kinase activity; ATP binding
Source: RefSeq, a predicted model, not a curated record
UGUCGCUUCACCCCUCAUAAAUCCCAAUUCCUUCCAUAAAGAUUUAAUCUUUUUCGUUUUUGUUACCAAACCCAACUCCCAAAAAAAAAAACAAAAAAAAAGAAGAAAGAAAAAACCAUAAUCGUCUCCAUUCUCCAACCUCUUCCUUUUCUCUUCUCUUUAUCUUUCUCUCUCUUUCUCACCUUAUAUUUCUCCUCCGCCCAAUUUCCCCUAAUUUCUGGGCGCAACUUUCUUCCUCUCCGAUCCCAAUUGGAGACCCAGUAUUGAUCUUGGUGUAAAGCUUCGUGCUUUAUCGGUUUGGAGGAUUUGGGGUCAAUGAUCUUCUGAAUUAGGGUUUCCACCUUGCAUUUGUGAAUUUCUGCGUUAUUGAUUUGGAGGAUUUGGGUUUGUUUUAUAUUAUUGAGGAAAAAGAAAGUUCGAUUAUUUUUCCCAAUUGGAGAUUGUGAUUUUAAUGCGGUGAUUGCGGUCUUUUGGGUGAGUUGGUUGUGAGUAGUAAACGUAAGAUUUGGAGGGUUAUUGAUUGGUGGGUGUGAGGUUAUGCACACAGUAAAGGGUCGCAUUGGGUUGAGCUAUUUGCCGUUUUGAGCUUCUGGGUUUUGAGCUGUGCUGGGAAGAUUGUUGAGGAUUGUUUGAAUCAUGGAGCAUGUGAUAGCUGGCAAGUUUAAGCUGGGGAGGAAGAUUGGGAGUGGUUCUUUCGGAGAGCUUUAUCUAGGUGUCAAUGUACAAACCGGGGAGGAAGUUGCUGUGAAGCUGGAACCUGUGAAGACCAAGCAUCCCCAGCUUCACUAUGAGUCCAAAUUAUACAUGCUCCUUCAAGGAGGAACGGGAAUCCCCCACCUGAAGUGGUUCGGAGUAGAGGGUGACUACAACGUCAUGGUUAUUGAUCUUCUUGGACCAAGUUUGGAGGAUCUGUUCAACUAUUGUAAUAGGAAGUUUACAUUGAAAACAGUUUUGAUGCUUGCAGAUCAAUUAAUUAACAGAGUUGAGUACAUGCACUCAAGAGGUUUCCUUCACCGUGAUAUAAAGCCUGACAAUUUUUUAAUGGGCCUAGGGCGAAAAGCCAAUCAGGUGUAUGCUAUUGAUUAUGGCCUUGCAAAGAAGUUUAGGGAUCUCCAGACUCACAAGCACAUACCAUACAGGGAGAACAAGAACCUCACAGGCACUGCUCGCUAUGCAAGUGUCAACACUCAUCUUGGAAUUGAACAAAGCAGAAGGGAUGAUUUGGAAUCACUCGGUUAUGUGCUUAUGUAUUUCCUAAGAGGAAGCCUUCCCUGGCAAGGAUUGAAAGCUGGCACAAAAAAGCAAAAAUACGAUAAAAUCAGUGAAAAGAAAAUGUCAACUCCUAUAGAGGUGCUAUGCAGAUCACAUCCAUCUGAAUUUGUAUCCUACUUUCACUACUGCCGAUCAUUGCGGUUUGAAGACAAGCCGGAUUAUUCAUACCUGAAGAGGCUUUUCCGAGACUUAUUUAUUAGAGAAGGUUAUCAGUUUGACUAUGUAUUUGACUGGACCGUCUUGAAGUACCCCCAGAUUGGUGGAAGCUCUAGAGGAUGGCAUGCCAGUGGAAAAGCUGGUGCAAAUGCAGGACCAUCUGGGGAAAGACCUGAAAGAGUCUCAGUCGGGAAAGAGAUUCGAGAAAGAUUCUCAGGUGCAGUUGAAGCAUUUUCAAGGAGAAAUACCUCAGGAACUAGUCCGCGAGAUCACUACAAACACAGGUCUAUUGAGGAUGUGCCUCCAUCCAAAGACUCGCCCCAUGAUUCUGAAAGGGGACGCAAUUCCUCCCGAUAUGGUAGCACUUCACGGAAGGCUCUGGCCAGCAGUAAGCCAAGUUCCUCAGGUGAGCCCAGUGAGGGUCGCACAAGCCGACUAAUCUCAAACAGUAGCCGCCCGUCUACUGGGCACAACCGAGUUCAUUCUGGACAUGAAUCCAAGCGCCCGGUUGCCACAAGAGGAACCCGUGACGAUCCUCUCCGUAGCUUUGAGCUCCUCUCAAUCAAGAAGUAAUUGAGUUCACUGUUGAUAUCUGCUUAGUCAUCAGAUAUUACUCAUCCAUUUGAUGAGCACCUGAGAAAUAAAACUCUAAACUUGCCUUUGUACAUGGUAUUAUGUCCGAUGCUCAUUCCUUACAGAUCUUAUUGCAUGUCUUAUGACAGUAUUGCUAGGCUUCGCCCUCCCAAUUCUCUGCUCAAGAGUUGAAGGGCCGCUGUAACUGUAGUAGAAAAAACCUACAUUCUUUCUCUCCUUAGCUGUAAUAAUUACUAUUUCAUCCCUGUACACCUACUUUGAGUUCGAGGCCGUUUCUUUGUUAUUUGUAUGCACAUCUCUAUUUGAGAGCUUAAUCAGUAGUGUGCUACAUAGCAUGAGCU